AUGCGUUGUAGACUUGUAGCUCGUGACCCACGUCAUUCCUUGUCCCCAGGGUCACCUAUUCCUCUCGAGCCUCCCACGCCGGCCGCCGCCCCUCGUCACCGCUCCCCCGCGACCAACUCCUUUGCACGGCUGCGACCUACCUGCAUCCUGACGCGCCGCCCCUCACCACUCCCCUGCGAUCCUCCGUCCUGGCGCGCCGCACCUCGCCACAACCCUGCGAUCCUCCGUCCUGGCGCUCCGCACCUCGCCACAACCCUGCGAUCCUCCGUCCUGGCGUCCCGGCGCGCCGUCGCUCGUCACCACUCCCCUGCUGCCCUGCAUACCGGCGUGCCGCCCCUCGUCAUGGCACUCCUGCGACCAACGGCGAAUCUAAGUACUAUGCAUGUAAACGGCGUCCGAAUUGACAUGACGAGUCAGAGAGGAAAGCAGGGCAGGACCUGAGCACGCUUACUAAUAGGACUGGAUGGAUACUGCUGCGGUGCUGCCACAGAUUUCAUUCUAGGUAUGACUACAUCUAUUUUUUCUUUGUAAAAGAAAGAAGAUCAGGCUCUUCAACUGUUCAUUAACGCACGAUUAAGCUCGCAAAGUAGCACCCAAUCUCAAUAUUUACUCGUCCACUUAUUAAUAUUACAUGCAAGGUAAUGAUCGGGCCUCUCUAUACUAUGCAAAUUGAUAUGCUUGAACAGCAACAAAGUGCAGCAAUUAAUUUAACAUAACAUAUAUUAACUACAAACAUAUAAGAGAUUGUAAAUCAAGUUGACUAUCAUGCACUAUAUACAAGACUUAUACUAUUGUACGUAUUAACUUAGUCUGCAUGGCUUGCAGUGCACUUGCUGCAACCAGAGUAUGUAUAUGGUUUCUUCUGUAUUGCCAUGUUGGCUUUGAAA
Molecule: messenger RNA, 887 nt
Organism: Triticum aestivum (bread wheat)
Lineage: Eukaryota; Viridiplantae; Streptophyta; Magnoliopsida; Poales; Poaceae
Exons: 3
Coding region: 1-441 (146 amino acids)
Source: RefSeq, a predicted model, not a curated record